AUGGGAACGAUCGUCGAUUCCAUUACCAGAGCUGGUUUCUCUCCCACAUCAGUGUUCUUAAACGUUCACUAUCUUCUCGCUUGUAGUAAAAAGAGUUCAGUAGAUCCAAAGCUGCAUCUUGCUUUCCCAUGGAUCCUUUGGCAUAUCUGGAAGAACCGCAACCUGUUCUGUUUUGAGCAACGGAGCAAUAAUGCGGAAGCUAUUCUUAGCAAGGCAUUGGAGGAGGCCUCGGUCUGGCUCCAACUAAAUGCAUAUGUUCCGGUAGACCCUCCUGCAAUGGAGUUGGAGGUCGUAGACUCACAUUCAUGGAAAAAACCACCGUCCACUGAUGUCAAAUGCAAUGUGGGUUCUGCUUGGUCAGCAAGUAACAGCACAAGUGGGGCAGCAUCGAUAUUAAGGGAUUCAGGUGGGGAAGCGGUCUUACAUAGCAGACGUUCCUUUGUGGGUGUUCGUUCUCAACUGGAAGCAGACUUGAUCGCUCAUGUAUGGACUUCAGAGGCACUUAGUGACUUGAAGAUAAACAGAGUGAUUCUUGAGACAUCCUCCUCUCAGCUCCCACAGUCUUUGCGCGGGACCUUGGAAUUUACACACCUUAUGGAAGAGGCUUAG
Brassica napus (rape) is the source of this 609-nucleotide messenger RNA. RefSeq lists its product as uncharacterized. The coding region runs from base 1 to 609 and encodes 202 amino acids. The transcript has a single exon. Gene Ontology annotation, molecular function: nucleic acid binding; RNA-DNA hybrid ribonuclease activity. The record is from RefSeq and is a predicted model, not a curated record. Lineage: Eukaryota; Viridiplantae; Streptophyta; Magnoliopsida; Brassicales; Brassicaceae.